AUGGCUAUCGAUCUUAUGGUUGAAACCGGCCGAAAUCUAAUCAACGGCAUAUUAGAAGACAUAGCACCGGGUCAUAACGAAGUCAAAGAUCCGUUCGCUCUUAGCAAUGAAACUUUGCAGUCAAUCGAAAAAAUAAACGAGUAUAUAAUGAAUCACGAGAAAUUGAAGAACGAAACUUUGAUAAUCAUAAAAGACACCGAGGACCAGGUGGCCAACGUCAAUCAGCGAUUAUUUGAGAUAGACGAGAUUACCACUAAAGCUCUGAAUUAUACGGAAAGAACCAACUUGAACUUAAACAAAGUUUUGAUAAAAUCGCAAUACGUCCUGGAUAAACUUCCUAAAAUAACAGCUACCAUCGAAACCAAAGUUACCGAAUUGAUGAACAACCUGGCUGAUAGACUUAAAGUCGAAAAUAAGUUCAGGACAUCCUCAAAGCUGCUCGCUGAGGCUUUGAGGAAAAUUCAGAGCAUGUAUGACGAUUACAUAAUAAAUCUUAAUCCCAAGACUCCCUUGAUUCCUAUGACCUACGAGAAUCUCUUCAAUACUACCUUGGCCGACGGUGCUAAGGAACUCACUAUGAACCUUAAUGAGAUACAGAAAAUGCUUACAAGCGAGAAAUCUCUCCUGUACAAAGGGUUCCUCGAUGCCUUCAACAAAAGAGGAAAGAUAAUGUCAUUUGAAGAAAAAUGCGGCUUGAGUGACACUUACCAGAAUCGUCUCAAGAGGAUUUACAACUUGAUCUCUAUCAACGAGUACCGUGCUUUAGUGAUGCUGACUAUCGCCCACAAGUACUACAAAACUCAAAUAAAUGACAGAUCAGCAAACAACGAUAUACUUAGACAUUUCAAAGACUACGUCAAAAGGACAAUAUCUAACUUAAUCGCCAUGAAAAAGGCGAUGGCACUUGCAUCCACCGAAAUCAUUGAAUGUGACCCUCCUGAGUACAUGCUGGACAUCAACACCUUCUCCCUGACGAAUUUGUUCAGUAUAAUCUACUUGAGUACCGACCAGAUUGGCAACCGGUACUCCCGAUCAUGCCCAAAAAUUGACACUGUCAACAAACUCGCCUGCAAGAAAGAUGUAAAGAACAAGGACGCUUUGACAGUGAAAGAGUAUUGUCCGAAGCAGCAGUGCAACGGUCGGAUUCACGAUUGCGAAGUUAAGAAUUACUAUGAAUUCUGUGAAGCGAACGAAGGCGCACCGACGAGGUAUCAUUGGAUCGAAAGUUCAACAGACAAAAGCAGCCGAUUGAAGUGUAAUGGACGUUGGGUCGACACUAUGAAGGAAUCCAAGUGCAUUGAGUGUAUGUGUCAAUGCUCUGCCGAAGGAGCUGAAUCCACCGCAACUAGGACCAUCAGUUUUAUUCCUCAAUACACUGAUGUCGACAACGGCAUGGUUGUCUCGAAUAUGAGGUUCCACAAAAAGGACAAUGUAGUCCACAUCCAACUUGAAGAGGCUCGUAUUCUACCGGGAGGAGAAAUAGACACGAGUACUCGCCGUUGGAUUCCGCUAGACGACCUUGUCUACCAGCAAAACACCCCAGAAGGCGGCUUCUGGAAGGUCAAAGGAACGGAGCAAAUCGGGCUGAAAUUCAACAAGAACUACACCUUCUUGAGUCGGAACAAGAAGAGCUUGUACCUGGAUGAAAUCAUUGUGGGCAAGGACUAUGUUGUAACUGGGGCGAGGUUCAAGAAUGCCUAUGAGAAUUCUGAGUUCGGAACUCCGAACUUGAGCGCUAUUCAGCUUGAAAUAUUCAAGACCAAGUUUGUUUAUAAGAAUGGAACCUUGUCAAAGGAUAUAAAAGAGCAGCAUAUUUCUGUGAUUGCCAACAACAACACGCAGUCUCAACAUAACAACGCUUAUAGAAAGGCUCGAACAAAGACAGUACUGAAGAAUGUGAGGCUUUCAACGGAAAGCAACAUAAAUUCGGAAUUAUCGCCGCCAAAUACGGAAUUGGAGUUCAGAAUGACGGCGAGGGUUGGAUUCGGAAAAGGGGUGAUUCCGUUCUUCGACGCACGUCCCGCGACCAAACAAAGUCAAGUGCCACUCAGCGGGAUGACAAUUAUUUAUCGUAAGAGUAGAGGCUUUGGAGGAUUUAUCGUGCCAAAGCUGAUUGGACUUAACCACGCUGAGUAUGUUGAAACUAAGUUGUCUGACAAGAAAAAAGCAGAGUUAGAAAAGUACUUUUUAGAUAGUGCUGAUAAAUUGGGUGGAGGGAAUAUACUGAGGUAUACAAGUAUCGCUCAGAAGACUGAAUCGUUAAAAAUGAGCAAGUGGAUAUUUGUGAGCCUGGUUCUGGCUCUCGGAAUAAAGGACAUCGGCGCAGGAAUUCCUCUGAUGGCUAUCGCUCCUAUGGUUGAAGCCGGCCGAGGUCUAAUCAACACCAUAUUGGAAGACAUAGCGCCGGGUCAUAACCAAGUCAAAGAUCCGUUCGCUUUAAGCAAUGAAACUUUGCAGUCAAUCGAAAAAAUAAACACGUAUAUAGCGAAUCAAGAUGCAUUGAAGAAUGAAACUCUGGUAGUCAUAAAAGACACCGAAGACCACGCGGCGAACGUCAAUCAGCGAUUAUUUGAGAUAGACGAGAUUGCCACUAAAGCUCUGAAUUAUACGGAAAGAACCAACUUGAACUUAAACAAAGUUUUGAUAAAAUCGCAAUACGUCCUGGAUAAACUUCCUAAAAUAACAGCUACCAUCGAAACCAAAGUUACCGAAUUGAUGAACAACCUGGCUGAUAGACUUAAAGUCGAAAAUAAGUUCAGGACAUCCUCAAAGCUGCUCGCUGAGGCUUUGAGAAGAAUUCAGAACAUGUAUGACGGGUACAUAGAAAAUCUUAAUCCCAAGACUCCCUUGACAUCCAUGACCUACGAGAAUCUCUUCAAUACCACCUUGUCCAACGGUGCUCAGGAACUCACUAGCAAUCUUUAUGCGAUAGAGGAUAUGCUUACAAGCGAGAAAUCUGUCCUGUACAAAGGGUUCCUCGAUGCCUUCAACAACAGAGGAAAGAUAAUGUCAUUUGAAGAAAAAUGCGGCUUGAGUGACACUUACCAGAAUCGUCUCAAGAGGAUUUACAACUUGAUCUCUAUCAACGAGUACCGUGCCUUAGUGAUGCUGACUAUCGCCCACAAGUAUUUCGAAACCCAAAAGCUGGACAGAUCAGCAAAGAACGAUAUACUCACAAAUUUCCGUGAGUACGUCAACAGGACAUCAAACCAUUUGGUCGCCAUGAAAGAGGCGAUGGCACUUGCAUCCACGGAAAUCAUCGAAUGCGACCCUCCUGAGUACAUGCUGGACAUCAACACCUUCUCCCUGACGAAUUUAUUCAGCAUAGUCUACCUGAGUACUGACCAGAUUGGUAACCGGUGCUCCCGAUCAUGCCCGAAAAUUAACACUGUCAACAAACUCGCCUGCAAGAAAGAUGUAAAGAACAAGGACGCUUUGACAGUGAAAGAGUAUUGUCCUAAACAGCAGUGCAACGGUCGGAUCCACGAUUGUGAAGUUAAGAAUUACUAUGAAUUCUGUGAAGCGCACGAAGGCGCACCGACGAGGUAUCAUUGGAUUGAAAGUUUAACGGACAAAAGCAGCCGAUUGAAGUGUGAUGGACGUUGGGUCGACACUAUGAAGGAGUCCAAGUGCAUUGAGUGUAUGUGUCAAUGCUCUGCAGAAGGAGCUGAAUCCACCGCAACUAGGACCAUCAGUUUUAUUCCUCAAUACACUGAUGUCGCCAACGACAUGGUUGUCUCGAACAUGAGGCUCCGCAAGAAGGACAAUGUAGUCCACAUCCAACUUGAAGAGGCUCGUAUUCUACCGGGAGGAGAAAUAGACACGAGUACUCGCCGUUGGAUUCCGCUAGACGACCUUGUCUACCGGCAAAAUACCCCAGAAGGCGGCUUCUGGAAGGUCAAAGGAACGGAGCAAAUCGGGCUGGUCUUCAAUGAGGACUACACCUUUUUGAGUCACAACAAGAAGAGCUUGUACCUGGAUGAAAUCGUUGUGGGCAAGGAUUAUGUUGUAACUGGGGCGAGGUUCAAGAACGCCUAUGAGAAUUCUCAGUUAGGAACUCCGAACUUGAGCGCUAUUCAGCUUGAAAUAUUCAAGACCAAGUUUGUUUAUCAGAAUGGAACCUUGUCAAAGGAUAAAAAAGAGCAGCAUAUUUCUGUGAUUGCUAACAACAACACGCAGUCUCAACAUAAUGACGCUUAUAGCAAAGCUCGAACGAAGACGUUACUGAAGAAAUUGAGACUUUCAACUGAUAGCAACAAAAAUACGGAAUUGUGGCCGCCAAAUACGGAAUUAGAGUUCAAAAUGACGGCGAAGGUUGGAUUCGGAAAAGGAGUAAUUCCGUUCUUCGAUGCACGUCCGGCGACUAAGCAAAGUCAAGUGCCACUCAGCGGGAUGGCAAUUGUUUAUCGUAAGAGGAGAGGCUUUGGAGGAUUUAUCUCGCCAAAGCUCAUUGGACUUAAUCACGCUGAGUAUGUUGUUAGUAAAUUGACUCCCGAGGAGAAAAAAAAGUUAGAAAAGGACUUUUUGGAUAGUGCUGAUGGAUUGAGUCAAGAGAAUGCACUUGGGUAUACAAUUAAUAAUAGUAAAGAUGAAUCUGAUGAUGUGAAUGAAAUCGAUAAUUAA
Molecule: messenger RNA, 4623 nt
Organism: Cotesia congregata
Lineage: Eukaryota; Metazoa; Arthropoda; Insecta; Hymenoptera; Braconidae
Source: the annotation of a GenBank genome assembly